CAAAGGGAAAGAGCACAGAAAAUGAGUUCCGGCACAGCGACGGGAAAGAACUGCCACGGAUGGGCGGCAAGAGACGACUCCGGAUUUCUCUCUCCUUACGAGUUCGAUCGCAGAGCAGUUGGAAGCGAGGACGUCUCGUUGAAAAUUACUCAUUGUGGCAUUUGCUAUGCGGAUGUGUUGUUCACUCGCAACAAAUUAGAGCACUCCGGAUAUCCCUUGGUCCCAGGGCAUGAGAUCGUGGGGAUCGUGACGGAAGUGGGUGGUAACGUUGGGAAGUUCAAGAUCGGAGACCAUGUGGGCGUCGGACCUUAUGUCGACUCGUGCAGAGAUUGCGAGAACUGUCAUGGUGGACUAGAAAUGCAUUGUUCGAAAGGCGUUGUAUCUACAUUCGGUGGCACUUGUGAAGAUGGCAGCACUAGCAAGGGAGGAUACUCCCAGUUCAUAGUUGUUCACGAGAGGUUUUGCUACAAGAUACCUGACAAGUAUCCAUUAGCUCAAGCAGCACCCUUGUUGUGUGCCGGCAUUACAGUCUACACUCCAAUGAUCCGCCACCAGAUGAAUCAGCCUGGAAAAUCAUUAGGAGUGAUUGGACUUGGUGGGCUCGGUCACAUGGCUGUGAAGUUCGCCAAGGCUUUUGGAUUGAAUGUCACUGUUUUCAGCACAAACAUUUCCAAGAAAGAUGAUGCCUUGAAUCUGUUGAAAGCAGACAAGUUCGUGCUCUCAUCCGACACAGAACAAAUGAGCGCUCUGUCGAAAUCUCUAGACUUCAUAAUCGACACUGCAUCAGGAGAGCACCCGUUGGAUCUGUACAUGUCAUUGCUCAAGACAGGAGGAGUUUUGGCUUUGUUGGGCUUUCCGGGCGAGGAAUUGAAACUGAGUCCACUGAGUCUUCUCAUGGGAAUGAGGAGUAUCUCCGGAAGCAGAGUCGGUGGUACGAAGCGAACACAGGAGAUGCUCGAGUUUUGCGCCGAACAUGAAAUACAUCCAGAGAUUGAAGUAGUUCCUAUUCAGUACGCAAAUGAAGCUCUUGAGAGGCUUCAAAAGAAUGACGUGAAGUACCGCUUUGUGAUAGACAUUGAGAACUCCUUAGAGUGAAUCCACUGAUUUAG
Messenger RNA from Syzygium oleosum, 1109 nucleotides. Its product is annotated as probable cinnamyl alcohol dehydrogenase 1. Lineage: Eukaryota; Viridiplantae; Streptophyta; Magnoliopsida; Myrtales; Myrtaceae. Bases 22 to 1095 code for a protein of 357 amino acids. Gene Ontology annotation, molecular function: zinc ion binding; oxidoreductase activity, acting on the CH-OH group of donors, NAD or NADP as acceptor. The transcript is spliced from 6 exons. The record is from RefSeq and is a predicted model, not a curated record.